This is a messenger RNA of Oryza brachyantha (malo sina), 1706 nucleotides long. Its product is annotated as calmodulin-binding receptor-like cytoplasmic kinase 2. The transcript is spliced from 6 exons. Bases 104 to 1432 code for a protein of 442 amino acids. The record is from RefSeq and is a predicted model, not a curated record. Lineage: Eukaryota; Viridiplantae; Streptophyta; Magnoliopsida; Poales; Poaceae. Gene Ontology annotation, molecular function: ATP binding; protein kinase activity. Gene Ontology annotation, biological process: protein phosphorylation. Gene Ontology annotation, cellular component: plasma membrane.
GUGGCAUUGAAAAACACGGAGGAGUCCUGAUAUUUAUGCAUCCAAAGGAAAACGAUGAAGCAAUAAUCAGAUCAAGAAUCCUCAUUUUUUCGAUCUUCUUGCCAUGGAAUUGCCUGCAGCCAAGAGGCAGUUCAGCACCACCAGCCAGGGCAAAGAAGUUUCAGGGAUCAGUGCUUACAGUCCUUACCACCAGAGAUACCAAUCGUGUCCUCCUGAGGUCUACCGUCGUCAGGCUUCUUCUUACAGCGUUCCAUCUUCGGAGCUGAGCAGGAGCUCGGUUCGCAGCAGCGGCUCGUUCAAGGCUGCGGCGCAGAGUCUGGCCGGAGUUUUCAGUUCUUGCUUCGUGCCCCGGAAGUCCAGAGCUGAUGCAGAAUUCGAGAUUUCUCAGACGACGAUUUCUCAGGGGAGCAGAAGUACAGGUUACCAUGUCUCCGUUGAUUCAGCAGGGACAGGGUAUCCCCAAGAAAGUACAGAGCUCACUGUUGCAGAAAUAUUUAAGGCAACCUCAAACUUCAGUGACAAGAACAUGAUUAGGCAGGGGAGUCAUAGCAGCAUGUACAGAGGGAAACUCAGGGAUGGAUCUGAAAUUGCCAUCAAAUGUGCCAGAAAGUUAAAUAGUCAGUAUGUAUCACCUGAGCUUAGGAGAGAGCUUGAAAUCCUUCAGAAAAUUGAUCACAAGAAUCUAGUGAGGUUCCUAGGAUUCUUCGAGCGUGAAGAUGAGAGUCUGACCGUCGUUGAGUAUGUCAGCAAUGGUUCCUUAAGGGAACACUUGGAUGAAUCAUGUGGAAAUGGUUUAGAACUUGCGCAGCGGCUCAACGUCGCGAUCGACGUAGCUCAUGCUAUCACAUACCUGCACGAAUUCAAAGAGCAGCCGAUCAUCCACCGGAACGUCAGAUCGUCGAACGUGAUGCUGACAGACACGCUGACGGCGAAGCUGGGCGGCGUCGGGCUCGCGCGGAUGGCCGGCGGCGAGAGCUCGGAGUCGGAGGACACGCAGGGGAAGAGCGCCGCCGGGUACGUGGACCCGGAGUACCUGAGCACGUACGAGCUCACCGACAAGAGCGACGUCUACUCCUUCGGCGUCCUCCUCGUCGAGCUCGUCACCGGCCGCCCUCCCAUCGAGCGCCGCCGCGACCUCGACCCCCGCCCCACCACGAAAUGGGCGUUGCAGAGGUUCAGAGGAGGGGAGGUGGUGGUGGCCAUGGACCCCAGGAUCAGGAGGAGCCCGGCGUCCGUGGCGACGGUGGAGAAAGUAAUGGAGCUGGCCGAGCAGUGCGUCGCGGCGGCGAGGAAGGGCCGGCCGUCGAUGCGGCGGUGCACCGAGGCGCUGUGGUCCAUCCGGAGGGAAUUCCACCGCCGGCAGGACGCGCCCGCCGCCGUCGCCGCCGCCCCGAGCCAAGACAAGAGCUCCGAUUGGGUUAAGGUAGUUUAGCAUGCACCGACGUGAAUCGAAUCCUACGUUUUGAUAUGCAACCUUAGUUGAGAUUAGUUGGAAGCCAUAUGCUUUGUGAAUACAACUAUGGUAUUGGGGUUAACAAUCUUUCUUUACAAGGAAGGUAGAAAGAUUGUGUUGUACUAAGUUUGAGUAUUAUAUAUGUACUUCUAUUUAUUUGUAAUUUGUAGAGUUGUCUUGAAUAUGAUGUGAUGAAAAUUCAUCACCCCACCUUUUUCGCUUUCGCUUAUAGAGCUAAAUUUUAAAUUUGAGA